Hymenoscyphus albidus is the source of this 1320-nucleotide messenger RNA. NCBI's taxonomy places the organism in Eukaryota, Fungi, Ascomycota, Leotiomycetes, Helotiales, Helotiaceae. The record is from the annotation of a GenBank genome assembly.
CUGAUUCUCGCUUCGAAGAGAUCUUGUGCUAGAAUCCCAGGAACGAUAAAACUAGUAACUGUAGGGUACUUAAGUUAACGAAGAGCCCCAAGGUUCCGCGGUGCUUGAACGCUCGUACAGUGUACCUGAUUUCCGUAUACGAUUCUCGCCAACAAUGUCUCAUUGUAGAGGUGUGCGGGUGAAAAUGUCCACGCCUCCCACCAACCAACAUUUAGUGGAUAGUGGAAGAACGUUGGUUUUCCGUUUCUGCAUAUACAGAUAACCCAGGGUCCCAAACCAACCAACAACUUGCAAGAGCUCAUCAUAUAAAGCUCCCGCUCAAAUCAAACUAUUUUCACUCUUCUUAGCAGCCAGUCCGAAGGUUCUUCGAAGUCCAAAAAUCAGAAAAUCAGAAAAUGCAGCCAAUCACUGUGUACUGGAGACGUAAGUUCACCCCCAAAGAAAUGAGAGCAGUUUCUCGAUCACCCAAUGCUAAGAAAUGCCACAGCCAACGUUCCAAAUCCCGCCAAGGUAUGCUACUGAAUCAACUCGCAAGCGAUACCUGAGCAUAGCUUCUCACACAGGCCCUAUAGGUAAUCAUCACCCUCGAAGAACUCGGAAUCCCAUACAUCGGCAAAUUCGUCGAGCACGCAGACUUGAAACAACCAGCCUUCGAAGCCAUCAACACCAAUGGGAGGGUCCCCGCUAUUGAAGAUCCCAACACUGGCAUCACACUAUGGGAAUCCGGCGCAAUCGUCAACUAUCUGAUUGAAAACUACGACACCGAACAUAAGAUCAGCUAUAUCACCGCGCCGGAGAAAUACCACACUCUGCAAUGGCAACACUUUCAAUGUACUGGACAGGGACCGUAUUGGGGCCAAUUAGCUUGGUUCCAGUUAUUUCAUCACGAGCCUUUGGAAUCUGCCAAGAAGCGAUAUGUUGAUGAAGCUAUUCGUAUUGUCAAGGUGUUGGACAAAGCAUUGGAGGGUCGUGAUUGGUUGGUUGGAGAUAAAAUCACGUACGCGGACUUGGCUUUUGUGUCGUGGGGUUCGUCACUGCCGCUAUUUCUGUCGGAUAGGGAGGAAUGGAAUAUCGAGGACCAUCUGAAUUUUAAACGGUGGAAUGACUCUAUUUUGGGAAGAGCGAGUGUUAAGAAAGCUCUUAGUUUGGCAAAGGAAGAGGAUGUCAAGGGAUAGAUUAUUGAUUUGAUGAGGUAGUUUAUGAUUCGGUGUUUGAGAGAGGAACUGAAUGAAAAGUUGAAGAUCCACAUGCGAGCCAUCCACCAGUAAUCCUUUUGAGGUAGCAUGUUGUGUUUGAACAAGUUUGUGGGCUAUAUUGAAC